Molecule: messenger RNA, 1878 nt
Organism: Heterostelium album PN500
Lineage: Eukaryota; Evosea; Eumycetozoa; Acytosteliales; Acytosteliaceae
Product: FNIP repeat-containing protein
Exons: 6
Coding region: 1-1878 (625 amino acids)
Source: RefSeq, a predicted model, not a curated record
AUGCGGCUGUUAUAUAGAAUUAAUGGAGAUAGUAAUAUUGAUAUUAAAAUUACUAUUACUAAUGUUUAUCAAGAUAUGAAUCAACAAGUUCUAUUCAACAAACAAGAAUCAGAACAUGAUAAUAUUAAUAAUAUAAUAGUGCACACAAGUAAUCUUAAUAUUAAUAAUAACAAUGAGAAUAAUUCAAUAUUCAUUAAUCUUCCAUUCAUUUUGAUGAAAAAGAUCGUCAAUGCAUUGGAAGAUGAUCUCGAUCGAAUAUGCAUGAGUUUAGUUUGCAAACGAUGGUUUUAUCAAAGAGAUAAAUACUUAUCAUUCAAUUGUUCUGGAUUGAUGCAAUCAUUCGAUCACUUUGACAAUCAAAACAAUCGAUAUUUCACUUUGAAUUCAUUCAAACUUCAAUUUCAGAGAGAUAUCAAUCAUAAAUCAAAUUGUACUUUUCUAUUAACCGUUCCAAACAAAUUUCCAAUAAAUUAUAUAAAACAAGAUGAUAUCUUAUUUAACAUUGAUUAUCAAGUGAAAAUUGGUGAUUUCAAAUAUGAUGAUAUCAAAUCGUCAUGCUUCAAAAUGGUCAUUAAUUGCCCUCUAAUCAAUAAAAGUGGAAUCAAUGCAAUCAAGAAAUCAACAAUCAAUUCAAUUACUUUUAUCUUUAAUUAUAGAAGCAAAAUUAGAUUACCAUCAAAUAUCAAAGAAAUCAUAUCACUUAAUGAGAUCUAUCAAUCCAUCUUGCCAUUGGAACUUGAAGUAUUGGAGUAUAGAAACCGAGAAGGUAGAAUAUCAAUUGACAUCCCAACAUUACCAAGAUCACUCAAAGUUCUCAAAGUGAAAUUGGACAAUUUUAAAUAUAUUUGCUUUGGAAUAUUCCCACCAAAUCUUGAAGUUUUGAAACUGGUGGUAAUCGGUUCUGAUUAUGAAAAAUACACUUCAUUUUCUGAAUUUAAAGGACCACUCCCAUCAACAUUAAAACAUAUUUCAAUACCAACCAGUUGGUUGAGAUUCAUCAAACAUCUCGAAUCAAUUGAAUCACUCAAAUUGUACCAACAUAAAGGCACACCAAUUGAAAUUGGUGAUAUUCCGUUGAGUGUCACUCAUCUUACAAUCAACUCUUAUGCCAACAGAUUUAGUGUUAGGUUUAAGUUUACUUCAGGUAUCAUCCCAAAAGACAUCAAAUAUUUAAAACUAAAAGGAGACUUUUCAAUCGAUACGAAUCUAUUCUUUAGUUUUAAACAAUUGGAAACAUUGGAUCUCUCUCGAUGGGAUUUUUAUUAUUAUUAUUCUCAAAAAAGUGUCAUUGGAGAAUUACCAUCGAGUCUCACCAAACUUUAUUUACCAUAUAAUUUUAAUGAGCCCCUGCGUAAACAUUCAAUUUUAUCAGAAUCUAUUAUCAUUCCAAAUGACUUGCAAUACUUGGAGCUUGGUACUCAUUUCUCAUUCCCAGUCGAUAGAUUACCAGAAUCACUCAAAACACUAUGUUUCGCACAAGAAGAAAUUGAUUUAAAUGAAUUAAAUUUAAAUAGUGUAGGACGACCACCACUAGAUGCAUCAACAAAUUUCGUUGUACCUUCUCUUCCACAAUCAUUGGAAACAAUUAUCAUCAAACAUUAUGAUGACAAAUUUAUCUCACGAUAUCCAUCAAUCAAAUCAUUGACCACAAACAAAGAAUGUAUUCCAAAAGAAUUUCCAACAACACUCAACUCGAUGACCAUCAAUGAUUAUGACAAACAAACAUAUUUCAUUCGAAGACUCUCAGAAACAUCAUUCUUAGUCCUUAUCAAAUUAGAAAAGCCCUUUCGAAAGGAGAAUACAUCGUUAAGACCUAAAUCUAAACUUUAUCAGUUUCAAAUUGGUUUAUCACCAAUUAGGAAAAAAGUCAAGAUUUAG